AUGUCACUUAAUACGUAUCUUGUAAAGGUUAUAAACGAGCCAAAUAACUCUCCUGAACUUCUAAAACUUAAGGCUUUAAAAGAACAAGCUAGAAAGUUAGGCUCUGAAUUUCAUGAGAAUUUUAGUCGUCCGCCUAUUGCUGUCACUUUUGAAAACCGUGCUAAUAAUGCUGAGUUGGAUGUAACUAAUAAUAAUCAUAACUCAGUAUCUUUUGUAACCACUGAUAUUGUUUUUGUCACUGCUAGUACUUUAGGAACCACUGAAAUACUGCUUCAUUCUCAAGCAAACGGACUUGAAAUUAGUUCUCAAUUAGGUGAUGUAUAUAUUUUUUUAUAUUUUUUAAAAUAA
Molecule: messenger RNA, 348 nt
Organism: Dentiscutata erythropus
Lineage: Eukaryota; Fungi; Glomeromycota; Glomeromycetes; Diversisporales; Gigasporaceae
Source: the annotation of a GenBank genome assembly